Messenger RNA from Aureobasidium musti, 711 nucleotides. The record is from the annotation of a GenBank genome assembly. Lineage: Eukaryota; Fungi; Ascomycota; Dothideomycetes; Dothideales; Saccotheciaceae.
AUGAGAAUAGCAUUCGACCUCGGUCUCCAUAUCGACAGCGCUGGAUAUGUGGCUCAAGGUAUCUUGACUGUGGCCGAAGCUCGUGCCAGACAAGUGGCUUUCUGGGGCUGUUAUCUAUCAAACCUGCUCUGGAGCUUUCACCUUGGUCGUCCCUUCUCGCUAGAUGACAGCGAAGUGACGGUACCAAAGCCCGACCCAAAGACUCUGCCAACAAAUCCCACUUGGCAGCCUUAUUCCAUCCCUUCGCUCCAGUUUGUUCCUGGCACUACGCAACAUGACGCUUCUCAGCUACCAGACAUUACGCCACAGAUCUUCCACCACUGGAUUUUCUUGUGUCAGAAUAUCGCCGUCGUAGGCCAUGCACUCUAUUCAUACACAUCAAUAUCCAAACCAGCACUUCAAGAACUUUGCGAAGAAACCACGACCGAGUUGUUCCAUUGGAAAGACUCUCUACCUCCUCAUCUCCAAAUCGACACUUCCGACACUGGCACUGUAAAAUUGCCACAGCUGCUCAUGUUGCAUAUGGAAUACCAUCACCUCCAGAUAUUUCUGCACAGACCAUGGACAAGCUCGCAGUUGCAACCGCAGCCUCUGCAAGGAGCAGGUGUACACCAUGCCCGCCAUGUCUGCGCAACGUCCGCGACAGAGAUCGCUCGCCUUCUCCGCAUAUACGAGAACCAGUAUACUUUCCGCUUCAUCAAUAGAGAUUGA